Molecule: messenger RNA, 1130 nt
Organism: Cuscuta campestris
Lineage: Eukaryota; Viridiplantae; Streptophyta; Magnoliopsida; Solanales; Convolvulaceae
Source: the annotation of a GenBank genome assembly
CGGCAAGCUCAUGCACGCGGUGCAGUUCAACAGUUACGGCGGUGGCGCCGCCUCACUAAAGCAUGUUGAAAUUGGGGGUGCCAGUCCCUAAGAAAGGUUCUGAUAUUACCGGGGAGGUAGUGCAAGUUGGUUCUGGCGUUCAACGAUUCAAACUUGGUGACAAAGAUGGAGGUGGAUUGGCAGAGUAUGCGGUCGCAAAGGAGACCAUGGCGGCCACAAGGCCACCUGAAGUGUCGGCGGCGGAAGCCGCGGGCCUCCCCCUGGCUGCACUGACCGCUCACGAGAUGUUGACCCGAGUCGCCGGGGUCAAACUCGACGGGAGCGGUCCCCGGAGCAACGUCCUCGUGACGGCCGCCUCCGGCGGCGUGGGCCACUACGCGGUCCAGCUCGCGAAGCUGGGGAACGCGCACGUCACGGCGACGUGCGGGGCCCGCAACGCGGAGCUCGUGAGGGGCCUGGGGGUGGACGAGGUGCUCGACUACAGGACGCCCGAGGGGGCGGCCCUCGCCAGCCCCUCGGGGAAGAAGUACGACGUGGUGGCCCACUGCGCGACGGGGAUCCCGUGGUGCACUUUCGAGCGCCACCUAAGCAAGGACGGUAAGGUGGUCGACAUCACCCCGAGCGUCGCCACCUUUGUGACGUCGGCGUGGAAGACGAUCACGCUCUCGAAGAAGCGAUUGGUGCCGAUGUUUACCUCUCCGAAUGGGGAGGGGUUGGAAUACCUUGUGGGGCUGGUGAAGGAGGGGAAGCUAAGGGUAGUCAUAGACUCAAACUAUCCCUUGAGGAAGGCGGAGGACGCUUGGGGCAAAAGCAUUGGGGGACAUGCCACUGGGAAGAUCGUUUUGGAGCCAUAGCUCUUUAGAUCUUUAUUAUUGAUGUUGUGGUUUGAUCAUAGUAGCUAUUAUAUGAUUGUCUUACAUUGUCUUUUCCUUAUAUAAGUUGUACUGUAUUAUUAUUUUUUGUGUCAUAAUUUUAUGUAUUGUACAAUUAUAUAUUGCACUUAUGAAUUUGGAAAAAACAUGCCUGGUGUAUGUUAUGAGGUGUGUUAUGUUUGAACUAUUGGCAUGUCACAAAUUAUUUAACGGAGAACAAAAUUGCGCUAUUUAAAUUAACAAAAGGUAAAUAGCGCU